Molecule: messenger RNA, 660 nt
Organism: Verticillium alfalfae VaMs.102
Lineage: Eukaryota; Fungi; Ascomycota; Sordariomycetes; Glomerellales; Plectosphaerellaceae
Product: ankyrin repeat protein
Exons: 3
Coding region: 1-660 (219 amino acids)
Source: RefSeq, a predicted model, not a curated record
AUGGCGGGGGAUGACGAAGUCCACGAGGGUGCCUCCACAAAGGAGCUCCUCAUCGAGGCCUGCCGCCGCAACAACACGGAUCUAUUUCAAGAGAUUGUCGACGGCAUUCCCGACGAGGAACAGCUCUCCAAGAUCCUCAACGAGACGACAACCGUGCUGGGCAACCACCUCUACCAUGAAGCCGCAGCCGGUGGCCACUACGAAAUCAUCGACCUCCUGCUCGACCAACCAAACUUUGAAUGCGACCCCGUCACGCGCAUCGACCGUGACACGCCUCUCCACACCGCCAUCCGCUGGGUCAACGGCCAGCCGCGGGCCAACUGGCCCUUUGGCGCCUCACUCGUCGACAUGAUGCUCGAGGCCGGCUCCUCCCCACGCGUCAGGAACAAAGGCGGCCUCACGCCCUUGCAGCUCGUCGACCCCGCGAACAAGGAGCUUCGCGACCUCAUCCAGAAGCACGAGUACGCCGCCCUCAACGCCGGCGACUUUGUCAACGUCGAGGCCGCGGCGCCCGCGCAGGGCGGAAAGGCUCACCAGCAGCAGCAACACCAGCAGCAGGAGGUUGAGAGUGACGAGGACGCCGAGUUCAGCGGCAGCGACGACGAGGAGAGAGCCGAGUGGGAGCGUCGACGGAAGGAGAGGAGGGCGCGAAGGGGUUAA